AUGGAAGAAGAGGGGGAAGAGAAGGUGGGGAAGGGAAUGGGAAGGAAAUCUGUUGCCGCUGCUUUAUGUCGUUCGUCACUGGAUCUUGCUGCUGCUUCUCGUCGUUCGGUCAUCGCCGCUGCUCCUCGACGUCGACGCCAGCAGAUUCGCAAGAGUGGACAUCGUGUGCCGCUUGUCGCUUGCUUCCACUUGGCAACCAUUCCUAUCACUGGAAUUAGGAUUAACCCAGCUAGGAGCCUUGGUGCAUGUCUUUUUUUUCUCAACAGAGACCAUGCAUGGAAUGAUCAAUGGAUUUUCUGGGUUGGGCCUUUUAUUGGAGCUGCUCUUGCUACCGUGUAUCACCAGAUAGUCAUCUGA
Arachis duranensis is the source of this 357-nucleotide messenger RNA. Its product is annotated as aquaporin PIP1-1-like. The record is from RefSeq and is a predicted model, not a curated record. The coding region runs from base 1 to 357 and encodes 118 amino acids. Gene Ontology annotation, biological process: transmembrane transport; response to water deprivation. NCBI's taxonomy places the organism in Eukaryota, Viridiplantae, Streptophyta, Magnoliopsida, Fabales, Fabaceae. Gene Ontology annotation, cellular component: vacuole; plasma membrane; plasmodesma. The transcript has 3 exons. Gene Ontology annotation, molecular function: water channel activity.